This is a messenger RNA of Colletotrichum karsti, 1023 nucleotides long. RefSeq lists its product as uncharacterized. The transcript is spliced from 3 exons. The record is from RefSeq and is a predicted model, not a curated record. The coding region runs from base 1 to 1023 and encodes 340 amino acids. Lineage: Eukaryota; Fungi; Ascomycota; Sordariomycetes; Glomerellales; Glomerellaceae.
AUGUGUCCCUGUACCGACUACCAGGAGAUUGAUAUCCAUGUCAUCGUAUCUGACUCUGGCGAGGUGGAACUUUUCCAAGAUGCCCUAAAUGGGCUGAAGAGCUGUGGCAAACGAUUCAGCAUUUUCAAGACGCCAGCAUCAAACGUCAACCAACCGAAACCGAAAGUCAACAUCGUUAAUCUCUUCGAUAUUUUGUCUCCCGCUUUCCAUGCGCUGACGACGGGAAACAUCACCCGCGAGGACACCUCGGCACUUCUGAGAGAGCGCGGCAAGUACCAAUACCAAACCAUCAAGAAGAUGGCAGCGGCGAUGGAGCUCAAGUACAACUGGGCGCUCUGGCUGGACUCCGAGGCGAUUGCGGUUCAGCCAUUCAGCAUGAGACACACGUUCGACAGUUACAUCCGAAAGCCGACGAUAUGGAGGUCGAAGAUGACCAACACCGAUUUCAUGAGAAUGAACAUCGGAGGGGCAGCAAAUGUGCUGAACCGUGAUAUCGAGUCCUUCGGUCAGAGGUACUGGAAUUUAGAAAGCGUCGAGUGGAUGUUCGAAAAAGCGGUAGUCGACGAUCUCGUCAAGUACGUGGAAAACGAGCACAAUCAGGAUUUCUGGACCACAUGGGCGACGAAGGGAUCUCCGUUUGAGGUCAAUCUUUACAACAUGCACGUUCAAGCUCGAAAGCUGGAGACAACAGAUGCUCUGUUCGCGAAGUAUUUGAUCAUUGAGACAGAAAUGGAGAUGGAAAAGUUUGGGUUCUUAGGACGGGCGAAGGCGAUUAUUGAUACCAUGGUAGGCACGGGGCUUCUUGAGAGAGGCUAUGAGCUCUUCCAAGCUUCCGAGAUUGUACCAGGCUUCUCCUCGAUGCUACAAAAGUACGACCAGAGGCUUUUCCGUAUCGACGAACUGGACAUCGCGCCGCCGGAGGUCAUUGAUAAGUUUCUGUUGGACACGCCCAUAGACAUCCUCUGCUCGGGUGCACCGCCAUUGCAUGCCUGGUGGGAAAAGCGGAAGAAAAGCAUCGGAUAG